Mobula hypostoma (lesser devil ray) is the source of this 2431-nucleotide messenger RNA. It is a transcript of the gene tfb1m, whose product is annotated as transcription factor B1, mitochondrial. Gene Ontology annotation, biological process: rRNA methylation; transcription initiation at mitochondrial promoter. Gene Ontology annotation, molecular function: mitochondrial transcription factor activity; rRNA (adenine-N6,N6-)-dimethyltransferase activity. Bases 232 to 1263 code for a protein of 343 amino acids. Gene Ontology annotation, cellular component: mitochondrial matrix. The transcript has 9 exons. Lineage: Eukaryota; Metazoa; Chordata; Chondrichthyes; Myliobatiformes; Myliobatidae. The record is from RefSeq and is a predicted model, not a curated record.
GUUCGCAACUGCGGAUAAAAUGGCUGAUCAGUAAUUAUUGCACGCUUCUGCAAUCAAAGUUUGUGCACGUGUGUACAGUCCCAGGCGAUUCAAUCUCUCCUCAUAGUCUAACCCCCUCAUCGCUGGAAUCAACCUGGUGAAUUUCCUCUGCACCGCCUCCAAAGCCAGUAUAUCCUUCAAGUGAGGGAAUCAGAACUGCACGCGGUUCUCCAGAGGUAAGAAUAUUGGACAAUGGCUGCAGGAGGAAAAAUCCUUUCUUUCCGUUUGCCUCCUCUUCCUACUAUUGGAGAAAUUAUCAAAUUGUAUAAUUUGAGAGCAGAAAAGCAGCUUUCUCAGAAUUUCCUGUUGGAUUUAAGAUUGACAGAUAAAAUAGUUCGGCAAGCUGGCAAUUUAAGGAACUCGUACGUCUGUGAAGUGGGCCCAGGACCAGGAGGCAUCACUCGAUCAAUUCUCAAUUCUGGUGUUGCAGAGCUGCUUGUGGUGGAGAAAGAUACCAGAUUUCUUCCUGGCUUAGAGUUGCUGGCUGAAGCAGCACCUGGGAAAAUACGCAUUGUGCAUGGAGACAUUCUGACCUAUAAAAUGGAAAGGGCUUUUCCAAAAGAAUUACAAAAUGAAUGGGAAAAUGGAUUACCAAAUGUGCACAUCAUUGGUAACCUUCCUUUCAGUGUUUCAACACCUCUCGUUAUUAAGUGGUUGGAGAAUAUUGCAAAUCGCAAUGGACCCUUUGUCUUUGGGAGAACACAGAUGACCUUAACUUUUCAAAAGGAGGUUGCAGAGCGUCUCACAGCAAGUACCAGCAGUAGACAAAGAAGCAGAUUGUCCAUAAUGGCUCAGUAUUUAUGUAAUGUGAAAAGCUGUUUUACAAUUCCAGGAAGAGCAUUUGUUCCAAAGCCCAAGGUUGAUGUAGGAGUUGUACAUCUGACUCCGCUUGAGACACCACAGAUUAAGCAGCCGUUCAAACUCGUGGAAAAGGUCGUGAGAUGUGCCUUCAGCUUUCGGAGAAAGCACUGCCACCGAGGAAUUGAAACUUUAUUUCCUGAAGCUCAACGAGCACAGCUAACAGAACGGAUGUUUUAUACUGCUGAUGUCGACCCCACACUCUGCCCAACUCAGCUUUCUAUACCUCAGUUUAGAAACCUUUGCAAUGUAUAUAGCCAGCUUUGCAACGAGAAUGUGGAUCUUUUUUCUUAUAACUACAGAGAAGAAUUAAAACAAAAGUGGCUUCUUCGUAAAAACAAAUCUCAAGGGAGUGAAGAUUGCUAACGUUGGACAUCAGGCCUUUGUAAUGUCAAUCUGAAAGUGCAGGUACUGAAAAUUAACAAUAGCUUUGGUCCUUGGUUUUUAUGACAUGAAAGUUCUGGGAAAGAAUCUGGUAAAAGUGAUUGGCAGUUAAUGCACUUGUGUGUGUUUUUUUAAUUUAAAUAAUGCACCUUUUUAAUCUUAUGUGCAUUCCAUGAGUUUUUCCCUCAUGGUAAAGCACUAAAAUGAUAAGCUGGUUUGCAAGCUGAGGUUUUAAAAAAGACCCUUGAUCCAAAUGACUGAGCAUGGCAGGUAAUCAAGUUAUCUUUUUAAUUGGAUCUAAACAUGUGGGUAUAAUGUGUUUUGACAAUAAUAUUUUGUUUUAAAGACAUCUAAAGGAAAUGAAUUAGAGAGCUUCUUGAAUACAAUAUGUAUAUAUUUAUUUAACAUUGAAGUACUUCCUGCAUGUUUAAUGUCAAGUAGUCAUUCACCAGAAUAUAAAAUAUAACCCAUUAAAACCAAUAUUACAAUGCAGUGUGUAAAAUUACAAUAUACACAACCUCCAGUUUUUAUAGACAAAAAAAAAAUCAAGAUGCCUAAAUAGAAGAAUGCUAGCAUUAAGAGGCAUAUACUUUACUGAAGCCUGGAGUGCUGAACAUAAUGUUAAAUAAGUGGAGCCCUGUGUUAGGCUACCAAAGGAUAACUUUGCCAAAAUAGAUUAAACAAAAGACACACACACCAUAUUUAGAAACUUAAAACAAGACACAAUGUAACAAAUUCCUUUGAUAAUUCUGGUGCUAAUGUAAACCAUUAUUUUCCAACUAUAAAUAAAAUUAAGAUUUACAGCCUAUUAUUAAAAUAAGCAAUUUUAUUGAAAAUAUUACUUUUGGUGUUCAAUACCUGCGUUAUUUGCAAAUCUACAUAUAAAACUAGUGUCUUAUAGAAACCAAACAACUUUAUUAUCCAUAAUGGAUAAUAAAUAAUUGACUUCUGUACUUAAUAUUUUCUUGAACGAAAAUGUUUUAAACAUCUACAUUUGAGGCUGACUGUGGUCUUAGUGCAGAUGGCAUUAAGACAAACUAAACAUUGCUUUCCUUUAUUAUGUUUCUAAAGUCUUUAAUCUUAAAAUCAACUGGACAAAACAGCACAACUUAAGUCUGAAGAAAAGACAAAAUAAACUAACUCCAAAGCC